AUGAAAAUCGUUCUGUUCGGUGCACCGGGAGUCGGUAAAGGAACCUUUGCGGAAAUUUUGUCCAAAAAAGAAAAGUUAAAGCACAUAAAUAUAGGAAACAUAUUGAGAGAGGAAAUAAAAAAAGAAAGCUGUGUGGGAAGAGAAGUUAAGAAAAUAGUCACGAGCGGAAAUUUAGUGAACGAUGACUUAAUCAUAAAUAUUGUAAAGGAUGAAAUAAACAAAACAAUAAUCAAAGGUUAUAACAAUUUUAAAGGGUUCAUAUUGGAUGGGUUUCCACGAAAUAUAUAUCAAAGCAGCGAAUUAGUGAAAAUCACAGAUAUUGAUUUAUUUGUCAACAUACAUUUGCCAAAACAUAUAUUAAUUAAAAAAUUGAGUGGGAGAAGAAUUUGUGCUCAAUGUAAUAACAAUUUUAAUGUUGCUGAUAUAAGAGACAAUAACUAUGAUAUGCCUCCCAUUUUGCCAUCUACAGAAUGCAAAAUUUGUAAUGGAAAUGCAAAUUUGCUCAAAAGAAGUGAUGAUAAUAACGAAAUUAUUGCACACAGAUUGGAUUCAUACCAAUCGACUAACUUACCAAUUAUUAAUUUUUUUAAAAAUUUGAAUUGUAACGUCCUCCAUUUUGACAUCAAGCGGGGCAUAAAAGAUUUCGACAAUUUUUACAACACUAUCGUGAAACAUUUUUAG
Plasmodium gonderi is the source of this 681-nucleotide messenger RNA. RefSeq names its product adenylate kinase 1. Gene Ontology annotation, molecular function: ATP binding; AMP kinase activity. The transcript has a single exon. Bases 1 to 681 code for a protein of 226 amino acids. Gene Ontology annotation, biological process: nucleobase-containing compound metabolic process. The record is from RefSeq and is a predicted model, not a curated record. Gene Ontology annotation, cellular component: cytoplasm; mitochondrion. NCBI's taxonomy places the organism in Eukaryota, Apicomplexa, Aconoidasida, Haemosporida, Plasmodiidae.